AUGCGGUGUUUAGUACUGCUCUCGUUGUUAUUUAUAUUCCCAGGACCUUCGGCACACUUCCGCCACCCUGCCAGCACUGGACACCUGAGCAGCUCCUUCCUAGUCAGCAAUUCCCCUCUCCUCCGGAUUGCAAUGGCGAUUUACUUCGGGAUAGUGUACACGUUACAUCAGCAGCAGCCCGUCCCAAUAACGAGCUGUGGUGUUACAAAUGCAUGGCUGAAGUUCCAGAAGAUAAAUGCGCUGACCUACGACAUAACAACUCUGCGCUUAUACACAAAUGUCACAAUGACCGGCGAAUGUGCAUGG
This is a messenger RNA of Iphiclides podalirius (scarce swallowtail), 306 nucleotides long. NCBI's taxonomy places the organism in Eukaryota, Metazoa, Arthropoda, Insecta, Lepidoptera, Papilionidae. The record is from the annotation of a GenBank genome assembly.